Closterium sp. Naga37s-1 is the source of this 3552-nucleotide messenger RNA. The record is from the annotation of a GenBank genome assembly. Lineage: Eukaryota; Viridiplantae; Streptophyta; Zygnematophyceae; Desmidiales; Closteriaceae.
AUGGGUGGUCCCGCCUUCGAUCUCCUUGCCAACCCCCUGGGAGCGGUGCGCGUCCUCUUCGAUCGCGAGGUCCACCGGCUCCGCAGCGCCGCACAAAUCGGCGGACAAGGCGGCGGCGAUGGCGGGGCCGCGCAGGAGGCGAUGAAGCGACAGCUGGCGGAAGGAGACUGGGGAGUUCGCACGCUCGUCGAUGAAUUCUUGUUUCGCGAUGGGAACAUUGAUAAGGUGCCUGAGAUCAACUCAGUGGGUGUGGAUCACGUGCCGGUGGGCUCGCUUGUCCGAUUCCGAGGCAUGGUACAGGACAUGUGGGGCACCGAGUUUUAUCAGGGCCUCUACAAACGAAGCAGACAGCCCCCAUCCGCUUCCCCCUCAGGCUCCUCCGCCCCCCCCUCUCCCCCCUGGCGCACAACCAAGUACACUGAUGGGGACUGCGGGGGGGGAAUGGGGGGAGACGGGGCGGAGGGGCUGGGGGAAGGGGCGGCGGAUUUUGGCAGUAUCUGGGAGAGGCGGCUGCUGUACUGCGUGCCGGUGCCGGGGGAGCAGCCAUGGGCGCGGGCUCUCAGGGACGGGGGGAGAGAGGGGAGGGGGAACCGAGGGAGAGGGGAGGGGGGAAGCGGGGGGGAGGAGGGCGGUGGGGCGGAGAAGAGGGGCAGAGAGGAGGGGGACGCUGAACUUAUGGGCAUGGACGUGGAAACCAGGGUGGCUCCCAGCGAGGCAGGGGAAUCCAAGAGACAGGCCACCACAGCAGUUGCCAACACCACAGCCGCUGCCAUCCCCACCAGCAGCAGCAACACCAUGGCACAGCCCGGCAGCACUGCUGCUGCUGGCGACCCCCCUCCGUUUGUGGAUCUGCACUUCCCUCUCGGGCCCUCUGCCUCUGCUUCCCAUGGCCCCCCACUGCUGCCCUGCAUUGUCAAGCUGUACGACAGUGUGGAGUCCCAAGUAAAGCUGAAUCAGGUGGUGGAGUUCGUGGGGGUGGUGGCACCACCAUCCGCGCCCACCGUGCAUACUGCCCACACAGCAGCAGCAGCACCACAAGACGCAGCCACAGGCGCAGGAGCAGGCACAGGCGGAAGCACAGGAGCAGCGAUGGAGGUGGAGAUGAUGGGGGGCGAUAUGGGCAUGGGAGCGUGCCCCUCUGCGUGUCUGCCCAGCAGCCAGGUGUUGCGAUUACACUGCCUCACCUGGAGGAAGCUCCCUCACCUCUUCUCAACUGAUGUGGAGCCCACUGUGGCGGCAGCGGCGAGCAUCAGGGCGGCGCUGCUGUCUCGGCUGGCUGUUGCUCUGGGCGGCGACAGGCUGGCGGCGGAAUACCUGCUGCUGCACCUGCUGUCACGGGUACACACGCGCAUAGAGCCCAUGCCUCUUGGCAAGCUCUCUCUUAACCUCUCCGGCUUCCCAGAACCUUCCUCGGCCUCCACUCCCUCUCCAACCCCUCCUCCUCUCUCUUCCUCCCCUCCCUCACUCUCCCAAGCCGCCUCCCCCUCUCUCUCCGCCCUCACCUCCUCUCUCCAAACCCUCCUCCCAGCCACCCACACUCUCCCGCUCUCCCUGGACAAUCUUAACUCGCGCCGCCUCACGCCCCACAAGGACUAUACCUCUGACAGACUAGUCUCUGGCGUGCUGCAGCUACCAGCAGGGACCCACCUAACUAUUGACGAGACGGCUUUAAAGCCGGGAAGGGUGGCGGCGCUAGGGAGCCAGAACCUGCAGGCUCUUAAAGAGCUAUUGGAGUGGCAAAAAGUGGACUACGAUUUUCAGUACUAUAAGAUGGAGAUGCAGAGCGAUAUACCUGUGCUGAUUCUCUCCCACGCCACGUCACGCCUCCUGCCUGCUGACGUCAGCCUGCCAGUGCGGUGCACGGCGCCACCUCAGCCUGUCCGUGAGGACGAGCCGGAGGUCGCCACGUGGCGGCGGUACAUUGGCUGCUGCCGGCUGCUGGAUCAUGAGAUCAAGGAGGACAUGCGGGAGCAAGUGGAGCGGGAGCUAGUGGCAGCGCGGCAGGGGGACCCGUCCCUCGACUCCGACACUUUCCACAGGUACGCGCUGCCCGGUGCUUGCGAUGCCUCUUGCUGCGCAAUGCCUGUUGCGGGGCAUUUCCUAGAAUUCGCAGCAGCUCGUGGCAGCACGGCAGCAGGACCCCUCUCUCGACUCCGACACUUUUCCCAGCUUAUGGGCGAAGAGGAGCUCGAUGCCUCCUUCUCGGUCGACUCAUUUUUCGCUGAAGAAGCUGCCACACCUGCUGUCUCGGCUCCUCCCCCCGCUAAGCGCGUCUGUGCUGCCGGAUCCUCCAGUUCUGCGCCUGUGGCUCCCCCUGCGGCUUCGGUGGUGCCGCCUGUCACCCCGGUAACGGCUCCCGUGGUUGGUCCCUCCACGGCAGCGCCUACUCCCUCGGCGUCUACCCAGGAGGCUAACCCUGUUAUUGCCCUUGCUAUUACCGGUCGUUACUCACGUCUUCGACGUAACCGUGACUCUGUGGGAGUUGUUGUUGCGGCCCUCGCCCGCGACACUGAUGCUGUUGUUGUUCUUCUCUUCCCUGAGGCCCUGGAAGCCCAUCGCAGCCGGAUCAUCACCCGCGUCCGUAGCAUCCUCCGCGGGCGUGAUUUCGCUGGUGGUCGCGUCCCUGUGUUCGAAGCAUCUGCUGGUGAUCUCCUGCGCCUUCCCCGCAAGUCGUACUGCCGCCACACGAUUCAGUGGCCGACGGUUGACGACGCGAAUCGCUUCAAGCGCAUGCUCCCGAUCACAUACCGCUCCUCCGAAGGACCAACGGCCGAAAUCAAGGUGUUCCAGGAUCCUGCCCCGGACUUCUCGGCGGCCAAGGCCCACGGCGAGACGGUUCUGAUUCUGCGCAACAUUCCUGUGGGGUUUGCUGUCCGCACGCUCCACUCCUUGCUGAUGACUAGCUCCACGGAGGGGGUUCGCUGGCUUGGUGACCUUCUUUUCUUCCACAAGCUGUUUGAUCCUUACGAGGAAUCAUUCUUACCUCAGAUGCUUGGCAUUGCUGUUGCCUCCCCUAACGACCCCCUCUUUGAAGCCAUCCCUGCUGUCAUAUGGGUGCCAGGAGUUCAGGAACCUAUCCUGGUGAAUGUGUCUUCGCACUCAUGUGCUGUGUGCACUAGUAACCAUCGUACGCGCGACCACAGCAGCUUCGCUGCAGUGAGGAGGAACCGCAUCGCAAAUCCGUACCUCAUCACCAUGGGGCAGCUCCAGAAUGUUAAUGGUAACUAUUUCCCUUGCCGCUCCCUACAUGCCCCCCUGCCUUUUACAGCCAGGAUCAUUGGCCAGCACCCCGCAGUGGCUUCCUUCAAGGCCGACCCUGGUACCUUCUUCAUUGGGACGGAUCUCAAGGUGGAAGUCUGGUCUUGCGCUCUGUGCUCUUUCUGCUGCGGUUGGGCUUUGGACGGUGCGAUUGAGCAUAUCGCGAGCCCCGCUCAUCAGAACGCUAUCCAGCUGGCUUCUGGCAACAUCACGCCCCUGGAGGAGUACGGGGAUGUGAAAGCCCAUGUUUUCAAUCAGAACGGGACGAUCGCCACCUUCCUUGCGCAGGGUUAG